This is a messenger RNA of Drosophila subpulchrella, 2065 nucleotides long. RefSeq names its product glucose dehydrogenase [FAD, quinone]. Lineage: Eukaryota; Metazoa; Arthropoda; Insecta; Diptera; Drosophilidae. The coding region runs from base 66 to 1931 and encodes 621 amino acids. Gene Ontology annotation, molecular function: flavin adenine dinucleotide binding; oxidoreductase activity, acting on CH-OH group of donors. The record is from RefSeq and is a predicted model, not a curated record. The transcript has a single exon.
CUUAACUCAGCGGUCAGUCGAUCGCGACAGUCGAGUGAGUCCGGCUGAAAGGUGAUGACGCUCCAAUGACUUCGCCACGGAACCGCAUCAGAAUCAUUCUCGGCCUCUGGCUCUCGGGACUGUCGCUGGUUUUGGGCCAGGGUAACGAUGGCAAUGUAGUCUUCGAUAUGCUAGAGAUAUACCGACGAGGUCAGAGGCAACUGGAUCUGGAGAAUCUGGACGAGGGUCAGGCAUUGGCGGCCAAAUAUGAUUUCAUAGUGGUUGGUGGCGGCACGGCGGGCUGUGCCCUUGCAGCCCGCCUCUCCGAGAAUCCCAAGUGGCGCGUACUGCUCCUGGAGGCCGGCGGUCCCGAGAACUAUGCCAUGGACAUACCCAUCGUGGCCCAUCUCCUGCAGCUGGGCGAGGUGAACUGGAAGUACAGGACGGAACCCUCAAAUAACUAUUGCCUGGCCAUGAACGACAAUCGCUGCAAUUGGCCGCGUGGCAAGGUGAUGGGUGGCAGCUCGGUUCUCAACUACAUGAUGUACACCCGGGGCAAUCGCAGGGAUUACGAUCGCUGGGCCAGCCUGGGAAAUCCCGGCUGGAGUUACGAGGAGCUGUUGCCCUACUUCAGAAAGUACGAGGGCAGCGCCGUUCCCGAUGCCGAGGAGAGUCUGGUGGGUCGCCAGGGACCGGUGAAGAUUAGCUAUUCGAAGACCAGGACCCGGAUUGCCGACGCCUUCGUUCGGGCCUCCCAGGAUGCGGGCCUGCCCCAGGGGGAUUACAAUGGCGGGUCACAGAUUCGGGUCUCCUAUCUGCAGGCCAAUAUCUACAAUGAGACGCGAUGGAGCUCAAACCGGGCCUAUCUCUACCCAAUCAAGGGAAAGCGCAGGAAUCUGCAGGUGAGAAAGAACGCCCUGGUCACCAGAGUGCUGAUCGAUCCGCAGACAAAGACAGCCCUUGGAGUGAUGGUGCAGGUGGGUGGCAAAUCACUGAAGAUCCUGGCCAGAAAGGAGGUCAUCCUGUCGGCGGGAGCCAUCAAUACGCCGCAGCUGCUGAUGCUAUCGGGCGUUGGACCCGCCAAACAUCUCCGCGAGAUGGGCAUCAAACCCCUGGCCGAUCUGGCCGUGGGCUAUAACCUCCAGGAUCACAUUGCGCCCGCGGUGAGCAUGCUGUGCAAUGUGAGUUCCCUGCAGAUCAGCGAUAUGUUCAGCUCGGAGGCGAUGGCGCAGUUCCUUCAGGGACGCGGCGUUCUCCGGAUACCCGGAGGCGUGGAGGCCAUAUCAUUUUACGCCCUGGACGACUCCCGAAAUCCCGAUGGCUGGGCGGAUAUGGAACUCUUUGUGGUCGGCGGGGGACUGCAAACGAAUACGGCCCUUCGUCUGGCCCUGGGCAUCCAAUCGGACAUCUAUGAGAAUAUGUUUGGCGAAUUGGAACGUCAGAGUGCCAAUGGCUUCAUGAUAUUCCCCAUGAUCCUGCGGGCCAAAAGUAGGGGACGCAUCAAGCUGAAGAGUCGAAAUCCCGAGGAGCAUCCUCGAAUUUAUGCCAACUACUUUGCCAAUCCCUAUGACCUCAACAUCACAGUUCGGGGCAUUGAGCAGGCAGUGAGUCUAUUGGAUAAGCCAGCCUUUAAGGCGAUUGGAGCCAGGCUAUUCGAGAAACGCAUCCCCAGUUGUGCGAAAUACAAGUGGAGGAGCAGCGCCUACUGGGCCUGCUAUGCCCGCCACUUCACCUUCACCAUCUACCAUUAUUCAGGAACCGCCAAGAUGGGUCCUCGGGCGGAUCCUUCGGCGGUGGUGGACGCCCGUCUGCGGGUCCAUGGAAUCGAAAACCUUCGAGUGGUGGAUGCCAGCAUUAUGCCCUACUUGAUCUCGGGUCAUCCGAAUGGACCGGUGUACCUAAUAGCAGAAAAGGCGGCCGAUAUGAUCAAAGAGGAUCAUAACUUUGUGUAGGGCAAGCUGUUCUCAAUGGGCAGCAAAAUGUAUUAUAAUCGUGGGUUGAUCUUUAGUCCUUAAGAACUAUGUACAUAUAUGCCAUUCUUUGAGUGCUUUCUAGUGAAUUAAAGACGAAAAUACAGUACAAAUUA